UUCCUUUAAAUUCUUUUAAAUUGUUUUUGUACAUCACAUGUAGCAGAUCUUAAGAGGGCCCACAUAUCACAUCCAUCAGUAAUAAUGCACUUUUAAUGAUCACCGUAUUAAUGUAAACCACAGUGAGAGAGCUCAGCUGUCUUUUAUUUGAACCCAAAUUUAACAAGCUGAAGCUAAACAACAACACUGGACAAUUGGAACAAAUCAAACAAACACCAAUGUGGAAGUCAGUUAAGAGCCUACCGCGCUGUUUGGUUAGGCUACAUUGUACCAUGUGAUUCAACCUGGAAAGCACCGACACCUGGCUCGACAGGAGCUCCGCAGGGCGCAUGCGCUCUCUCUUUUAAUUUCGCUUUCUGUUUCCUUCUCGACUUCAGGGAAAGCGUAAAGUCCCCGCAAGUUUCGCGUGUGCGAUAAAAAAAUACAAUAAGACAGAGCAAUGGCCACACUCUGGGCAUGUUGAAGUGGACGACACACACCCUGUUCAGUCAGACCUGCUGAAGACUCGUCUCGGGUAUCGCUGCGCAGCCGAUUCCUUCAGGAAGCAGAGCAUCUAGUCAAAGUGUGGCGUUGGAUGGUGGUACCUUUCACUCUGUUGGACCUCGUGUGAUCAUGUGAUGUGCAUAAAAUGGAGUUCCAGAAGCUGCUGUUCGACAUUGGGAAAGCCCUGUGUAAGGAUGAGGUAAAAGCUUUGGCUUUUCUUUGCGCCGACCUCCUGGGCCGAAACGUGACCACGGUGGAGUCAGCCAGCGACCUCUUCUCUCGUCUGGCGGAUCAAGCCCACCUGUCUUCCGAGCGACCACACCUGCUCACUGAGCUUCUCCUGAUCAUCCAAAGGACACAUCUGGCCCGUCAAUUCAAUCUCACGGGCCAAGGAUCUACGACCAGGAGCCUCGUCUCUCCCUACAGGAAGCUGCUCUACAACCUGUCUGAGGAACUGACUGAUGCUGACUUGAAAAAUGUGAAGUUUUUGUUAGGCAAAAAGCUCCCACGUAGAUUUCAGGAAGAAAAUGUUAGUACUCUGGAGGUCUUCCGGCAGAUGGAGCACAUGGACCUCAUCAGUGACAUUAAUCUAGACUUACUGGAGACCGUAAUUAAGCCAGUCUGUCCCGCGUUGACAGAAAAGAUCACUCAGUUUAAAGCACAUUAUGUACCUCCCAUCAGUCCCGGAGCUCAAGAAACGGGUCAUCCAGGGUCUAGGACUUGCACCUAUGAACCAAACCAUGUCCCGCAUUCUCAUGGCAGGACUUUCUCAAACGAAAUGCCAGAACAUCCACUGGCUGAGUCUAGCUUGAAUUCUUCCAACACCUCUGUAGAUCGUCCAAAUAUGGUUCAUGGUGGAGGCGGACAUGAGGCCCUGCAACGUCAACUGAGUGCUUUAAGUACUGAAGAAAGCAACAGUGUCUGCUCUGAAGUGAGAAGUGAUGUUACGGAAAUGCUUCCUCAAAAACGGGAGAUGCCCCUGACUACCAACAUAAACACAAUUCUGGAGACAUAUCCCAUGACUGCAGCAAAGAGAGGCACUUGCUUGAUAAUUAACAACUAUGACUUCUCCGCAUCUCAAAAAGGUCUUCAGAGUCGAGAUGGGACCAUGACUGAUGAAGGGUGUCUGCACAAAGUGUUUGGGUGGCUUGGCUUUGAGAUAGAGACACACAGGGACUGUAAGGGCAACGACAUUCUGUCUGUGAUGAAGAAGCUCGGCAGCAGAGACCACAGUCAGAUGGACUGUGUGGUAUGUUGCAUCCUCAGCCACGGCGAGGAGGGAUGCGUGUACGGUGUGGACGGACACACCGUGGACAUUAGGGAGCUGAUGGAAUGUUUCAAUGGAUUAAAUUGCCGUUCUCUGGUCGAAAAACCAAAGCUGUUUUUCAUCCAGGCCUGUCAGGGCAAAAAAACACAGGCGUCUGUGUCCGUAGAGGCUGAUGGCCCUGCGUACAGGCUUGUUAAUAGCGAUGCUGUUGUAGCUAAAGACUCCAUUCCAUCUGAAGCAGAUUUUCUGUGUGGAAUGUCCACCGUUCGCUCUUACAUCUCUUACCGAGAGAAGAAAAACGGCACUUGGUAUAUUCAGUCCUUGUGCCAAAACCUUGUCCGGAUGGUGCCCAGAGGCUUUGACAUCGUGUCUAUCCUAACAAAAGUGAAUGCGGAUGUCAGCCAGAAGACUGAUGGGAGUGGUCAAAAAAAGCAGAUGCCUCAACCAUCCUUCUCACUCAGGAAGAAAGUGGUCUUUCCGAUUCCAAGAGACCCUCCUCCCGUUCUGUACCACUGAUGAAAUCAAUCUGCCAUCUUUUUAAUUGAGAUCAUUCCUUUAAAUGUAUAUAACUAUAUAACAAUAGCUGAGGCACUUCCGUUUGCUGAUGACGAAUGUGAGAUGUGGUGAAAGCUCCGAAAAAGCUAACAAGUGGACUUUCAGAUGAGAUGAUUUUGUUGUUUAUGAUUUAGUGCAUUGAGUGCAUGCACAAGUUCCAACUACAUGUUGAACUGCUUUAGCUAACCGUUCACAUUGAUUUAGGAGUAAAUGAAGCAUCUUUUUUAUUCUUUCAAGUUUAUUUAGCAUGUGCUUUCAGACGUGGCUAUUGGCCAAACUGUAUUUUAUUAUUUAUCCAUUUGUUCUGUUUGUUUAUAUGCAUGUAAUUGCACCUUUUAUUGCAUCCAUAAUUUGCUGAGUCUUCAAUGUAACUGUUGUAAGUAACCAUAAUCUUGUGUGUGGUUUUGGUACUGUUUUUUUUUUGUUUUAUGGAACUAUAAUUUUAAUAGGCCUUUUUCAUAUUUGAUGUUUUUGACAUGUCACAGAAGGAGUAGCAGGUGUAAACUAUAAAAUGAAUGAAGGCUGAAUUCCAUUUAGCUGCUUCAGUGCCAGGGUUCUGGUUUUGUUUAUGCUGGCAAAUGGCACACUUGAAUACCCCGGAGCCAUUCAUUGUUAAUAUAACAACUGUGAUUUUCAAGCAAUUUGAAUGUGUCACCUCGAGCUCAGAGGAUUGUUGUUUGUUUGUUUUACAUUUUUCUUACUCAAAUAAACAAAUGAAUGAAGACAGA
Molecule: messenger RNA, 3033 nt
Organism: Scatophagus argus
Lineage: Eukaryota; Metazoa; Chordata; Actinopteri; Scatophagidae
Gene: casp10
Product: caspase 10, apoptosis-related cysteine peptidase
Exons: 13
Coding region: 629-2266 (545 amino acids)
Biological process (GO): negative regulation of extrinsic apoptotic signaling pathway via death domain receptors; proteolysis
Molecular function (GO): protein binding; cysteine-type endopeptidase activity
Source: RefSeq, a predicted model, not a curated record